Capra hircus (goat) is the source of this 1643-nucleotide messenger RNA. RefSeq names its product T-cell surface glycoprotein CD1a-like. Gene Ontology annotation, molecular function: lipopeptide binding; endogenous lipid antigen binding; exogenous lipid antigen binding. The transcript has 6 exons. Gene Ontology annotation, biological process: immune response; antigen processing and presentation, endogenous lipid antigen via MHC class Ib; positive regulation of T cell mediated cytotoxicity. The record is from RefSeq and is a predicted model, not a curated record. Gene Ontology annotation, cellular component: external side of plasma membrane. Bases 90 to 1130 code for a protein of 346 amino acids. Lineage: Eukaryota; Metazoa; Chordata; Mammalia; Artiodactyla; Bovidae.
GAAGUUAGAGUAGAGGUGUUGUGUGGUAGGUUUGCUUAGAACAGAAAUCAAAGAGCAACUUUUCUGAGAGAAAAAAAUCUGCAAAUGAGAUGCUGUUUCUGCAACUUCCAUUGCUCCUGGCUCUUUUCGUGGGUGGAGACAAUGAAGAGAAUAAGAACUCUGUUCCAGAAGGCUUUCAGGAGCCCGUUUCCUUCAAAGUCAUCUGUGUCUUAUCCUUUCACAACAGUUCUUGGGUGCAAAGUCUGUGCUCAGGCUGGUUGGGUGAGUUGCAGACUCAUGGCUGGAAGAACAACCCUGGCACUAUUAUUUACCUGUGGCCUUGGUCCAAGGGCAACUUCAGCAAUGAGGAGUUGAUGGAAAUGCAAAAUUUUUUUCACAUGAGCUUCGUUAGAUUUGUUCAGGCAUUUUACAGCCUUGCCAAGAAAUGGAAAUUAGAAUAUCCCUUUGAGGGACAGAUAGCAAAAGGCUGUGAGCUGCAUGCUGGGGAAGCCCCAGUAGGCUUUAUUCGGACUGCUUAUCAAGGAUCAGACUUCUUGAGCUUUCAGAACAAGUCAUGGGUGUCCUCUCCAGAGGGUGGAAGGAGGGCUCAGAUCCUCAGAAGACUACUCAAUUUGUUCGAAGGAAACCAGGAAACAAUACACAAGCUGCUCAGUGAUACCUGCCCACGUUUCCUUUUGGGUCUUCUUGAUGCUGGGAAGGCAUAUCUCCAGAGACAAGUACGACCAGAGGCCUGGCUCUCCCCGGGCCCCAGUCCUGGCCCUGGCCAACUGACGCUGGUUUGUCAUGUCUCUGGCUUCUACCCAAAGCCCAUUUGGGUGAUGUGGAUGCGGGGUGAGCAGGAGCAACAGGGCACUCAGAGAAAUGACAUCUUACCUAACGCUGAUGGGACAUCGUAUCUUCGAGUUUCCUUGGAUGUGGAAGCCAGUGAGGCAUCUGGCCUGAGUUGCCGGGUGAGGCACAGCAGUCUAGGAGGCCAGGACAUCAUCCUCCACUGGGAUCAUCACAGCUCUGUGGGCUGGAUCGCCUUGGCAGUGAUAGUGACACUGGUGCUCAUGGCAGGUCUUGCAUUUUGGCUUUGGAAGCACUGGACACACCGUGAAUCCCCAAGCUCUAGUCUCCCUUUGGAAUGAGAUCCCAGCUGCCCAGGAACUCAGGACACAUCUAAACAGACUUAGGUGAUGAUGGCCUUUCCACUUUCCUUACAGAGAAUUUUUAGUUGUUGUGUUUUUUCGCUUAAUGAUCAAUUGUCAAUUAAGCUAAAUGCAUUUUUGCAGAAUUUGUCAUUCUAACCUGUGUUGGGGAUUUUAAAUACUGAAUGGAAUAAGGUUCUAGGAUCCUUCACAUAUUCAAAUGUGAGUGCAUCAUCAGGCUUAUUUCAGAUAUUACUUCCUCCAGAGGGUCUUUUCUCAUUCACAAGUGGAAGCUGUCUCUGCCUCGUCUGAACUGCCAUUGUAAUUUAACUGAACUUUUAAAGUCCUCCUCAUUUUAGACCCUUUGUUGUAGCGAUUUAUUUCCCCUUUCCCUUCUAUUUUAUAACCUUCUUGAGAACAAAGUCCAUGUCUUUUUACUAUUUGUAUCUAUGGCAAAAUGUCUUAUCUGUAUGUAGUAUGUUGUAAGUAAAAAUCUGGAUUGAAUUUAUUCUG